AUGUUACGUAUUUUAACUUUGGUUUUCUUCCUGCAUCUGUCUUCUGUCACAACGUCAUCGGAAGUAUUAUCAUACGCAAGAGUAUCGAAGAACGGACAGUUAGCAAGAAGUUCUCACGAUUCUUUUUCGUGGAUCACUAGGUUAUCAAUGAAAAAUAAUACAAGCGUGGAGAACGAAAAUAAAGAGAGAAGUAUAAACGAUGUCGUUAUCACAGUAUCGCCUGUUUACGUACCACCCAGGACUCCAAAAUUAAAGAAAGGAGAAGCGGUCGAUUAUUCAAUCACUCCAAAAUAUUCCACGUUGGAUAAUGACAUGAUAGUCAAGCUAGACGCUACAUCAGGCAAAAAAUUGAUUCAACAUCGAUUUCAUCCACCUGUAAAUUUCGAGCAUAACAUCGCGUAUGCAAACGGAAAACCGCAAAAAGGAUCAUCAAAUACAGAAAGCUCCUUAAUCGUAAAUUCAUCUACUUUCCUUGGUCCAAUCUUCUCUGGUAUGUACGAAUACAGUCCAUCAGAAUUUCUCGAUGAUGAAUCACUGAUACCUAAACCAAUUAGCAAAUAUCCAUCUACGGAUGAUAAAAAGGUUCUGGAUUCCUAUAAAUCACCGAAUAAAUAUCACACCGGGCAUGAAACAGACUAUCUUAGUUACGACAUUCCUCCUUCGUAUGAAAAUGACGAACUUGGAUCAAAGCCCGCGAAAUUUGUCAACUAUUAUGAUCAUUCGCCCUCAUUCAUGGAGACGGAGCAAGAUCCAUAUGAACACGAUUUUCAUCACGACAUAAUAUACGAUAACGUACCUGAAUAUCAUCAUCACGAAACCACUACGGAGGAACCGGAAAUGAAUGAUGAGCGACUCGACAAAAGACCAUACUCGUAUUACUUUAUAGGAAAAAAGCUUUGGUAUAUACCUCUAUACUUUAGCAUUUAUUUUAUCAUAUACAUAGCCGCCCUUGUAUUGAAAAGCAUCGCCAGGCAUAAGAUCAACUUUCCGGCUAAUCUAGCAGAAGCUGCAACUCAUAAAAGAAGCGAUUCGAGCGAAGGAUGGUGGUCUUUUACUGAAAAAAUACUUGAAGGAGUGGAACGAUUUGCUGAAACAUAA
Formica exsecta is the source of this 1098-nucleotide messenger RNA. RefSeq lists its product as uncharacterized. Bases 1 to 1098 code for a protein of 365 amino acids. The record is from RefSeq and is a predicted model, not a curated record. NCBI's taxonomy places the organism in Eukaryota, Metazoa, Arthropoda, Insecta, Hymenoptera, Formicidae. The transcript is spliced from 4 exons.